AUGACAUUCUUUCGUGCUGCCGUUGUGUUACUCAUCCUGUGUGUGGUCAAAGAAGCAAUUGGGCAGUUUCCGUACCUUGGUAAAUGCCCGUCUCCAGAAGUGCAAGAAAACUUUGACAUGGAAAAAAGGUUAUCAACGAAGGCAAAAGCGCCAUUUUUAAAACUUCAUGGAAACUACUGGAUUCUGUCAACAGAUUAUGAUAACUAUGCGUUAGUAUGGUCUUGCAAUCACAUAUGGCUUACCUUCCAGUACGCCCGUACAGAAAAUUUAUGGAUUCUUUCCCGAAAGAGGACUUUACCAGAAGAAACCAUUAAAGAGCUACAUGCACUUUUAGAGGAAAAGAAGGACAUAAAAGCAAAAAAAUUGCUAAGGAAAGUCAAACAGGAGAAUUGCGAAUGAAAUUUCAUUGCUUUAAUAACAUUCAAAAUAAAUUCCACUGAGGAAACUGAAGCAAAAUGAAUGAAAUUUCAUUGCCUUACUAACACUGAAACAAUUCUCACUCUUUUGUAUUAGCAAUCAACAGUCUAAUGUUCAAUAAAUAGCUUUCAACUCGUUUACUGCCCUUUUUGUCUUCUAAGAAAGUCUUAAUAAUGGAUGAUUUAUUCACUUCCUCCUGUUGACAAUAAAAUCCAUUGUGAAA
Stegodyphus dumicola is the source of this 640-nucleotide messenger RNA. RefSeq names its product apolipoprotein D-like. Lineage: Eukaryota; Metazoa; Arthropoda; Arachnida; Araneae; Eresidae. Gene Ontology annotation, molecular function: pigment binding. The record is from RefSeq and is a predicted model, not a curated record. Gene Ontology annotation, biological process: response to reactive oxygen species; lipid metabolic process. Gene Ontology annotation, cellular component: cytoplasm.